AUGUCAAGCGGAGAAGCUUCGUCUUCUGGAUUGAGUUUGGAAGGGCUCGACGAUGUUGAAGAAUUUCCCUGGGUGAAUGACGGAGAAGGGUCGUCGAUGUCGUGGGAACGAUUUAGUGAUGUUUAUGAUCUCAUGCAGAUGGGGAACAAAGCUUUCCGAGCGAAUCGAUUCGAUGAGGCAAUCAACUGCUACUCGAGGGCUCAUAAUAUUAAACGAGGCGAUCCUAUCAUUCUCAGCAAUCGAUGUGCUACUUAUCUCAGGAGUAGUCAGUUUCUGAAACAGAGACCUCCAUCAGCUUCUGAAUAUAGACCAUUGAGUGGCCUUGAUCCAACAAUACAUGCUGGACUUGCUUUAAAGGAUGCUGAGAAGGUCAUGAGCAUUCGAAUUAAUUCAAUAACUUCCUACAUUUUGAAGGCUCAUGCUCUCAUCUUGCAAUUCUCUGCAAAAUUUGGGGAGAAGAACAACCAGUACAAUUGGGAGGAUAACCCAUCGGAGGCCACAGCUGUGACACUGAACCACAUAAUACAGAGGAAUUUUCCAGAGGAAUAUGCUGAAAGGAAGUUGGAGCAUGAUAGUUCAACAAACGUUGUUAAUGAUUUUAUGCCUCUUUUUGUCAUGGAUGUUGUCCUACCAUGCCAGAAAUUUCAACUCAACAUAUUUGAACCUCGGUAUAGACUAAUGGUCAGGAGAAUAAUGGAAGGAAAUCGUCGAAUGGGAAUGGUUAUCAAUGAUUCAACAACAGAUUCUGUAGCUGAUUAUGCUUGUGAAGUGGAGAUAACUGAUUGUGAACCACUUCCAGAUGGGCGUUUCUAUCUACAGGUAAAAUGGCACUUUGUUUUUUUUUGCUUGUGUAAAUACAUUUGCCCUUACUUUCCUUGAAUCAUGCCCAUGCCUUAAAUUCUUAUAAAAUGCUCAUAUGUCUUUGCUGAUGUCCAGAUCAUUGAACACUUCAACUUUUUUCUUUGGAGACUAAUGGGGAGUUCAUAUCUGAUUUGUUAAUCUUUAUAAUAUGAAAAGUUCCCUAAUUUUUGUGAAACACGAGGUUGGAACAUUCCUGGUAUGGUAGUUUUUGUUGGAGCUGGUGUUUCUGGCAAGGACCUCUUUGAUGGUUUCUACAAUUUUUUUCUGGUGGACUUUUUUGCUUGAGGUUGCAUUGCACUUGUGACUGACAUGUGAAUCUUUCUCCUUUUUGGUUUUUCAUCACCUAUACCAAUGGAAAGUAGUGACUUUCUACUUGGAUCUUUAUAACACCCGAGACCUUCAUUUUGCGAAACAUUAGCUAAGAAAGUUGUUUGUAAUGAAUAGCUCUAUGUCUGAACGUGGUUAUAUAUAUUAUUUUACAAGGCAAGAACUUUUUUGGUACCUGCUCAGCCAUUUCUUAUGUGACUCAAAGGUUCUGUCUGAUCCUUGGGAAACUUCUUGUGGGGAGUAGUUUGGGAGAACUUAUAAUAGGGGUGUUAUCAUCUAGGGUGAUUGCUACUUUUAUUUAUUUCAAACCCUAUGAAUCUGCAUAGCCUAAGGAUACUAUUACUUUCUUGAUUGCAUAUCCUAUAAUUCUUUAUUGUGAAUGCCAGAAGCAUCUUUCCUCAUAUCGGGUGGCUACAUCAGAACUUUCAAGAGUGUCGUUAUUCAUUGAAUGAUCAUGAAAGUUAACUUUCCCUGGUCUCAAAGACUCUUGUGAAGCCACUGAUUACAACAAGCCAUGACUUCAUGGAACACUGCAAUUCUCUUUUAUAGUUUUCUAUAUUUUGAAUUGGACUAGCUACCAAUUUCAUCAUGCAUGUAUUUUCAUGACAUUGGUAUAAACGGUUUUUUUAUUAGUAAUACAAAAUCAUUAUGAUAGGCUAAUGCAUUGAGGUGGUAUGUUUGUACAAGAGCACAUGGUAAAAUGCUUUGAAGAAAAACUUUCCUCAUACGGUAUACCUGUUGUGAAGAUUUCAUUUCUUGUAGAGUCUUCUUGUCAUAUGUUACACUUUUUCUGUUUUGGCCAAGUAAAUACAAGUUUUUGCAGGUUGAAAGUCGCCGGAGAUGUCGCAUCCUUCGAAAUUAUGUUCAAGAUGG
This is a messenger RNA of Ilex paraguariensis (yerba mate), 2061 nucleotides long. The record is from the annotation of a GenBank genome assembly. NCBI's taxonomy places the organism in Eukaryota, Viridiplantae, Streptophyta, Magnoliopsida, Aquifoliales, Aquifoliaceae.